Neurospora hispaniola is the source of this 1275-nucleotide messenger RNA. RefSeq lists its product as uncharacterized. NCBI's taxonomy places the organism in Eukaryota, Fungi, Ascomycota, Sordariomycetes, Sordariales, Sordariaceae. The transcript is spliced from 2 exons. The record is from RefSeq and is a predicted model, not a curated record. Bases 1 to 1275 code for a protein of 424 amino acids.
AUGGAACAAGAAGCAUUCGAAUUGAGCAGGGAUAUCGACGAGCAAAAGGAAAAGAUCAGGAGGUUACAAUCCAACUUCGGCGACCAUGCGAACUAUGCUCUUCGCUUCUAUGCCGCCCACAGAUGGAAGAAUAUCAGGAAGCCGAAGCUCGAGCUUCUCCAACCGAGAAUGGCACAGCUGAAGUCGACAUUACAGCUGAUUAUCGCGGUUAUCCAACUCGAAGUGCUCUCUCGAAACGGAAGUGCCACCCGCGGCGAAUCCAGGCUCAAUGAGAUGUGGCCAGGCAUGACCGGAGGUGGUGAUGCGGCCACAGGUAUAUGCUUCCUCGCUUACAACAUGGCCCUGACAGGCCGGGUUCCACGUACGGGGCAGGAGAUACCUGUGGAGCUUGACUUCGCGCAGUUGACAACAAGCCGAAUCAUGAAUAUCGACCCCCGUCAUUGGGCGCCUCCACCAGACAGCUUGCCAGCAAAUGCUCCCAUUUGCCCUCAUUGCUAUCGCGACACGCGCGCGGAGAAUGGACACCCGCCAGACGGAACUAGCUGGAACCGCAACAAAUCGAUCCCGAAUAUCACGAAUCAUCGCUCCAGACACAGAGAAAGGCCCUUGCCUCCAUUACCACCACCAGAGUCCCUCGAGUCUCUGGAUCGGCAGGAGCCAACAGCUUCACGCCCCCAGUACCGCGCGCCAAGCCCGCCCCCACACCCUCAUAUUCCUCCACUGUUCCAUCCAAAUCCGCCGCUGGUUGAGAUCCGAGAACAGCCUUCGGGAUCGGAACUUCAUCAUGUUCCCGCCGAUGAUGAUUCGACUACACAACCAGGAUCUGAGAACCAGUAUCUUAGAGAACCACCACUGUACAGGCCAAGGUCACGAUCACCCCGACCACGACAACCCACCACCGUUGAACAGGUCCUUGUGUGGCACAACAACGGCGCCUGGGUACCGCAGUUCGUGAGGUUCGACCCGAAUCUCGACAUCCGCAAUAGACACGGUGCGAAUGGCGCCGAAAUCCCGUACGGCGGUCUCAUCUCCGAGGACUACGUGGAUAGCUUGUCACUGACAGAAAGUGUCGAGUGGUAUCGCCGCGAGUUCGUGUUCCCCUAUGAUGACGAGCACCGCGCGGUGAGAGGCAUCGGCACGGUCGAUAUCGAGUGGAAAAAACAGCCGGGUCUGGAUGAUUGGGAUGAGUUGGUCGUGGAGAGACCAAGAGUGAAGUGUAUUGUUUGUCGGGAGAUGCCUUGCGAAGAGGAAUUGGUUUUGAAGCUGCAUGAUUAG